Molecule: messenger RNA, 1122 nt
Organism: Lagopus leucura (white-tailed ptarmigan)
Lineage: Eukaryota; Metazoa; Chordata; Aves; Galliformes; Phasianidae
Gene: CCR6
Product: C-C motif chemokine receptor 6
Exons: 2
Coding region: 31-1122 (363 amino acids)
Biological process (GO): G protein-coupled receptor signaling pathway; immune response; thymocyte migration
Cellular component (GO): membrane
Molecular function (GO): chemokine receptor activity
Source: RefSeq, a predicted model, not a curated record
AUAUUUCCUUCUCAGAAGCUCACUAACAAAAUGAAUACUACAGAUUUCGGUACAACAGAAUAUUUUGAUGCAGACUACGCUUCUCUAAUUACAGCACCUUGUUCCAAGUUGGAAGUCAGGAGCUUCACAAAAGCGUUUCUGCCAGUUGCAUACUCUCUGAUUUGUAUCGUCGGCCUGGUUGGUAACAUCUUCGUAGUGAUGACCUUCGCGUUAUAUGAACGAACCAAGUCCAUGACGGAUGUGUACCUCUUCAACAUGGCCAUAGCGGACAUACUCUUUGUGCUGACUCUCCCGCUGUGGGCAGUGAAUUAUGCUGCUGACAAAUGGAUUUUUGGUAAUUUCAUUUGCAAAAUGGCCAGAGGUAUCUAUGCAGUCAACUUCAGCUGUGGCAUGCUGCUUUUGGCCUUUAUCAGUGUGGACCGCUACAUCGCAAUUGUGCAGGCAACAAAGUCAUUUAAACUCAGGGCAAGAACGCUUGCAUACAGUAAAUUGAUUUGUUUGGCUGUGUGGGCAUCAGCUAUCUUAAUCUCCAGUUCCUCUUUUCUAUACAGUGCAAGUUAUAACAUCUCCAUUAAUGAAACCAAAGAGAUUUGCGAUCACAGAUUUGACAAAAUGUCUGACAGCACUGUCCUGAAAUCACUGCUGCUGUGUCUACAAGUGGGAUUUGGAUUUUUUAUACCUUUCAUAUUCAUGAUUUUUUGUUAUGCAUUCAUUGUCAAAUCCUUACAACAAGCCCAGAAUUCCAAAAGAAACAAAGCAAUCAAUGUGAUUGUAUUAAUUGUAGCUGUUUUCCUAGUUUGCCAGGUGCCCUAUAACACUGUUCUUCUUGUGGCAGUUGCACAUAUGGGCAGGAAAGAGAAAUCUUGUGACUUUGAAAAGGGAAUGGCCUAUGCAAAAUAUAUCACUGAGACCAUAGCAUUUUUACACUGUUGCUUGAACCCUGUACUCUAUGCGUUUAUUGGAGUGAAGUUUAGAAGUUAUUUUGUGAAGAUCAUGAAGGACCUUUGGUGCAUGAGGUACAAGAAAUACAAUAAACGUAGUUCAAAGACAAAUUCUGACAUUUAUCAUUCACGACAAACAAGUGAAAUUCUGACUGACAAUGCAUCUUCUUUUACUAUAUGA